Molecule: messenger RNA, 410 nt
Organism: Rhinolophus ferrumequinum (greater horseshoe bat)
Lineage: Eukaryota; Metazoa; Chordata; Mammalia; Chiroptera; Rhinolophidae
Product: ubiquitin-60S ribosomal protein L40-like
Exons: 1
Biological process (GO): modification-dependent protein catabolic process; translation; protein ubiquitination
Cellular component (GO): ribosome; nucleus; cytoplasm
Molecular function (GO): structural constituent of ribosome; protein tag activity; ubiquitin protein ligase binding
Source: RefSeq, a predicted model, not a curated record
CAACGAGGCGGCGGAGCAGGCAUCCCACCUGACCAGCAGCGUCUGAUUUUUGCGGGCAAACAGCUGGAGGAUGGCCGCACUCUCUCAGACUAUAACAUCCAGAAAGAGUCCACUCUGCACUUGGUGCUUCGUCUGCGAGGUGGUAUCAUUGAGCCUUCCCUCCGCCAGCUUGCCCAGAAGGACAACUGUGACAAGAUGAUCUGCCGCAAGUGUUAUGCUCGCCUGCAUCCUCGUGCUGUCAACUGCCGCAAGAAGAAGUGUGGCCACACCAACAACCUACGCCCCAAGAAGGUCAAAUAAGGGCCUUCCACCACCUCAGCUCACAGGGUGGCCUCCUGCCCAAACCCCUUGGCCCUGGAGCUUCAAUAAAGUUUCCCUUUCGUUGACUGGAGCAGUAAAAAAAAAAAAAA